Pangasianodon hypophthalmus (striped catfish) is the source of this 8666-nucleotide messenger RNA. RefSeq names its product musashi RNA-binding protein 2a (gene msi2a). Gene Ontology annotation, molecular function: RNA binding. Gene Ontology annotation, cellular component: cytoplasm. The coding region runs from base 342 to 1568 and encodes 408 amino acids. The transcript has 14 exons. Lineage: Eukaryota; Metazoa; Chordata; Actinopteri; Siluriformes; Pangasiidae. The record is from RefSeq and is a predicted model, not a curated record.
CGGAGAGUUGUUGUUCCUGACGUCAAGUGCACUGGCCACGCCCCCUCCUGCUGGCCGUUAGAGGGCGGGGCGGGAGCAGGAGGCUGAGCCUGAGCCCCACGUGUGACGAUUUUGCCUUCCAGCUUCGGUAAUAUUCCUCCUGCGCUUCUGUUUGCGCCUCGUCCCACUCUCUCUCUCUCUCUCUCUCUCUCUCUCUCUCCCCGUUCUGUAUGUGUGUGUGUGUGAGAGAGAGAGUGAGUGCGUGUGUGUGUGUGUGUAUGUGUGAGUGAGUGUGUGUGUGAGAGUGUGUGUGUGUGUGUCUCGUAGUUUUACUGCCCUGUAGUUUUUUGUGAGACAGCGCUAUGGAUGGAGACGGGAGCCAAGCCACGUCCGGAAGCCCGAGCGACACACAGCAUGACCCGGGCAAAAUGUUUAUCGGUGGCCUGAGCUGGCAGACCUCACCAGACAGCCUUAGAGACUAUUUCAGCAAAUUUGGAGAAAUCAGAGAAUGCAUGGUGAUGCGAGACCCCACAACCAAACGCUCAAGAGGCUUCGGGUUCGUUACGUUCGCUGACGCGGCCAGUGUAGAUAAAGUCCUAGCUCAGCCGCACCACGAAUUAGACUCAAAGACGAUUGACCCAAAAGUGGCCUUCCCUCGCCGGGCUCAGCCUAAGAUGGUCACAAGAACGAAGAAAAUAUUUGUGGGUGGUCUGUCAGCGAACACAGUGGUGGAUGACGUGAAGCAGUAUUUCGAACAGUUUGGGAAGGUAGAAGACGCUAUGCUAAUGUUUGACAAGACCACUAAUAGACACAGAGGCUUUGGCUUCGUAACUUUUGAGAAUGAAGAUGUCGUAGAGAAAGUCUGUGAAAUUCAUUUCCAUGAAAUCAAUAAUAAAAUGGUAGAAUGUAAGAAGGCCCAGCCCAAAGAGGUGAUGUUCCCCCCAGGCACACGGGGCAGGGCCAGGGGUCUGCCCUACACCAUGGACGCCUUCAUGCUGGGAAUGGGCAUGCUGAGUUACCCAAACAUUGUGGCGACGUAUGGGCGUGGAUACACUGGAUUUGCUCCGAGUUAUAGCUACCAGUUUCCCGGUUUCCCGGCAGCGGCGUAUGGUCCGGUGGCGGCAGCAGCGGCAGUGGCAGCAGCACGAGGCUCAGGUAGGGGCGCCCGAGGAAGAGGCAGCUACGUGGCGUACCCACAGAACCCGGGGCCAGGCUUUCCCGAUUAUGGGUUUUAUUCCGCGCCCAGUGACCAGCGGGGGGCACCCUGCUCCUUUGCCGACUAUGGCUCCCUGGGGCCUCAGGCGGCUCAGAUGCUGCAAAGCGAGCACGCCACAUCCGCCUGCAACUCUCCCCUGCAGCAUCUUCACAGCCCGGAUCAGUUUAAGAGCCCAGGCGCUAACCCUGCUCGGCCUGGAGCCUUCCCGGGUGCCAACAGUCCAGGGCCUGUAGCUGAUCUGUAUGGCCCAACUAGUCAGGAAUCGGCCGUGGGGAACUACAUCAGUGCCGCUAGUCCUCAGCCUGGCUCCGGCUUCAGCCACGGCAUUGCUCGUAAAUCUGGAGGUCCUGGGAAGACGGGCCGAAGUUUCUAACUGGUCGUGUACAGGUGAUGACGCGAGACUUCAAGCACUGCAGCAUCCCAUUGGUGAAAGGGACAGGGGGUGGCACCAUGAAGAAGAAAAGAACAAAGGAUAUGUUAAGCUCAUUUAAAAAAAAAAAAGAAUAAUAAUAAUAAUAAUAAUAAUAACUGCUGUACCAUAACCCCCACCACCCUCUUGUAACCACGUAACUUUUAUUUGUUCCGUAUGGCAUUUUAUUUCUCUUUCUUUUCUUUUGCUUUUAGUUGGUUAAGUUGCAUAGUUGAUUAAAAAAAAAAAAAAAAAAGGUUUGGUUGGUUUGUGAUCAUUUUGAUUUUUCUUAUUUCUAAUCAUGUGAAUUUUCUUUCGCCGUUUUGGCAAGUGUAGUUUAUGUGUUUACUCGUCAUGUCUGAAUUACCUUUGGUACCAAUUGUUGUAAAGCUCCGAUUUUAUGGUGUCAUAUUUGCACAAAAACAGUUAAAGAUCCAGCAUUACAGCUAUGAGAGAACAUUUCAUUUUGAGUGAAAAACGAGAGGGUAACUGAUCUAAUCAAUCUUAGUAGCUGUUUUUACUUCUUGUGAUGUCUCAUUGUCGAUCAUAAUUACCUAUUUUUGGGCAAUACAAAGAGGACUCCAAUAUUUUUAUGGUCCUUUUUUUUUUUUUUUUUUUUUAAUAUAAGUGUUGUUUUUGUCAUUUAGGGAAAAAAAAAAGAAAUGUAUACUACGGCAUUUUUUCAGAUGAAUACAUUGUGAAUUCAGAUUUAAGAAAAACAAAAGAAAUGUAACUGUAAAUAUUAUUCCAGUCAUUGCAUAUAAUCUACUCAGAAUGGGGGGAAAAAAGUACAUAUUUUUCUGACCAUGUGUCAAAAGAAAUUGUUCCAGGGUGUGAAUAAGCAAAAAGAAAAUAUAGGUCUUAACAGAUUAUUAUCUAGUUGUCACUCAAAUACAGUAAAGUACCCCGGUGACUAAUCGGAUCUAUCAGAUAGCUGUUUUUUUUUUUGCUUGCUGUGUAAAUACUCAAGCUGAAUAAUUUUCCAAGUGUCAUACCAGCAUAUUUACAAACCGGUGACUACAGGGCACUGCUCACAGUCAGAGAAACAGAUAACGUUGUUGGAGGCUUUUAUCUCCACUCUGGAGAUUCAAGCUUGAACUUUUGAGAGAACAAUGUUUCAAUCCAAAGCACACUGUAGGUAAUGUUAAAGAGAUUUUACUCUGUGUGACCUGACACUUUUAUACUCCUGACGAGAAAAAAAAAAAAAAAAAAAAAAAAUGACUAUGUUAUUUGGUGUUGUUGUUUGUCCUGUACACUCGGUUCCACCUGAUUUUGGAACCCGGUAUCUGGCCUGUACAUUACAGUUAGGCAUGUGCUGAUAAUUGGUUAUACAGUAUAAUCACGAUAUUUCACAAUAUUGCUGUUGUGCGUGUUUCCAGUAAAUGUGGUUACUCCGCCUUGCUCUGUUCAGGAGCAGACAUUGAGAACACAGCAUAAAGAUCUUCUAAGGGUGCUUAUUUUAGACAUUCGAGAAAGCAGAACACGUUCUCAAAGAUCCUAAUUCACUGGAUUUGAAAAUUGUGGCAUGAAUAAUUUUUUUCAUUAUGUAGUCACUUUUAAAAAUACAACAUCGUGACGAUAAAUGUUGUAUCCUUGAUCAGACUAUUAUCCUUUUUAUCGUGAUGAUAUUUUAUCAUGAUAUAAUUGAAUAUCAGCACAUGCCUAGUCACAGCUUUUUGUUUUUAAAUGAAUCGAGAAGGCAAACCUUUUAUACCAUACCUCAGUGCUGUGAGUUUAACGGUGGAAAUGCUUAGAAAAAAACGUAAUUUAUUUUAUCAGCGAGUUAACAGGCAAACCAGACUGAGCUGAGUAUAAGGCUAAAUCAUUGCACUGUGACCAGUGGAAAAGCCCUCAGACCGCUUCCUUUUUGCACAUGUCGAAUGCUCCUUGACCAGGGUUUCAUGUAUGAAGACUCCAUAUGAAUGUCACUGCGAGGCGAGCAAAAAGAAAAGCAGUCUCUAGACCUCGGAGAUCAGAUCUCAUUUCAUGGCUAUAGCCAGCAUCGACUCUAAAAUAUUGACGUAUUUUAGAUUACAGCUGAUAGAAGACACUGAAUAUGUUCGUGCAGAGAACCAGAGCUGCUGAGCUGACUUUUUCUUGUAUAAAAGACUUUUGGGUUUUGGUCAGAGAUAUAAUGUUUAAUGAAAUGAUUUUAAAGUGUGGCUUGUUGAAGGUGAUGAUUUGAUUGAUGUAUAUUUGUACAUUUGUCUCUUGUUUCCUGCUGCAAAUGUAUACUACAGUUUUUUUGUUUCUGUUUUGGUUUGACUUUGUUUCAUUUUGAUGUACACCGAUGCUCCGAAUAACCAGGUGAAGCAAAAUGCUGGAUGCUUUUUACACAAUCUGGAGAUACGAUCAAGUAAUAAUUUAAACAAACUGAAAAAAGAUGACUAUUGUAAUGUUCAAAUGUACAAGAAAAACAUGAAAUACAAAACUUGAAAAAAAGGACAAAAGAUGUUCCUUCACUGAUUUCAAGUUUGAAUUGGGGGUGGGGGGUGGGGGGUGUGUUAUCGUUGAUAUAGUAGUUAAUAUACUAAUUAUACUCCAGUGUACUGUGUACUCAGAUUCACUAUCUCUCCAUUCCUUAUCACCACACCCAAGCUUCACUUCAUCACUGUAUUUGGGAGGCAUGUGCUGAAAUUCAGAUUUGAUAUACGAUGUACCCACAAGUUUAUUGUGGAUGCAUCAAAAUACUGUUUUACUUAUAUAUAUAUAUAUGGCAGAUUUUUUUGGUUGUCUUUGUGCUUUUGAGGGAGGAAAAAAAAAAAAAAGGCCCAUCUGAAUACAUUUGAAGGAGGCGAUCGCAUAAUUCUGUUCACCGGACAGAACUGUCAGCCCAAAUGAGAAGCGAUUUUUAUCGAAGUAUUUGUUUUUUUUCCACAGAAGUCUUGUGAUAAAUGCAGUGAUGAAACAUGAAGCAACUAUUGUGACAUGAAAGUUUUAACGUUAGCACAUGCCUAGUACUCGGUAGUGUGUAAAAUCAUGUAUUGUAACCACAUGCUGUCUUUGAUACCGUGCAGUGAUUUCACUUUCCCAUGGCCAUACUUUCCCUCCUUCUCUCUCUUUCUCUCUCUCUACUACUUAAUAGACGCUGUGUAGACUCGCUAGUUUGUAGCAGAUUUAGGACCACUAAAGAUCAAACUUUCUCAGAUUUCAUCUUUUACUUGCUUCAUUUGUCCACACGGUUUUCAACUAACCAAAGCUUUCACAAAAGAACUCUGUAAUAAUAAUGCAAAUUGCAGAAAACAGAAAAAGAACAGAAAAAUUAUUAUUAUUAAGCAGUAUGCCAUAUGACCUUAAAUCCUAAUGGAGAACUGUCACUUUUGAUUGUAGUUAUAAUAUUAUGAAGAUUUUAAUUUUAUAAUUAAGCAGUAAGAGCUCUGUGGAGAUUUUAAUGAGGAAAUCUUUUACCUGAUUUGAUGUUUGUAAACUUUAAAAAGUGCCACUCUGUUUCCUAUGCCUUUACACAAAUCUUUUAUUUCUUUUACGUCUAUAAAGUUGUAUACAUACACACUCAGUUGCCAGUUUAUUGGAUUAUGCAACUAUCUUGACCUCUACACUCAAUGGACAAUAGAGAACGGAUAAAAUGGGACUGGCUGAGCCCUGUACAAAACAUACUAAAAUCCGAUACAUCACAAGAUGCAUCACGAUAAUAGAAUUCUGUAUUAGUGCAUCAGGGUUAAACCAAUUACACUUAAACCGUAGAAUAGCCUAAUCUUUGUCCAUUCUGUUGCUUAGCAACCAACGCUUACUGUUAGUGGACUACACUGCAUGGCAUAAGAAUUGUUUAGAGAAUUGUUUUAGCGAUUAUUAUUAUUAUUAGUAGUAAUUAAUUAAAUUAUUUAUUAAACACUGCAUUUUAUUGUCUGAUGUCUGCUUCGCAUCGUGCAUAAGAACACCUUGAUCCAUGAUAAAAUCACUACCACAUGCCCUCUCAUGCCUUUAUUUCAUAACAUGCGCCGAACAAUUAGUGACUGUAGUCCAUUUAUUGCUGUUGUUGACUGAUCAAGUCUCUAACUGGACACCUACAGGUAAUUGUGUAACGAAAUGGCCAGUAAGAAUAAAACUCCAGCAUUGUCGCUGUGCCCGAUAUACUCACACACACUUCCUAUGUCACUAGCGUCAAAGUCGUGCUGAGAUUAUUCCGCCACUCAAAUAAUAUCUGCUCAGUGGUGGUCCGUUUCCAUUGACGGACAGGGUAGAAGUUGGCUGACGAACUGUGCACAGCGACAGACAAGCUACAGUCAGUAAUUAUAGAGCUAUAGUGAGCACCUAUAUGGCAGCUUUACCUGGUAAACUGGCUAAUAAGAGUACAAACAACGUAGGAUACCUAAUAAAGUGGCCACUGAGUGUAUUAUACAGCUAUAAAUGUAAAGAGGGAAAACUCUAAACUGUCUGGGUCCCCCUCCCCCCAAAGGAAAUUUAUGAGUUAGAGAUAUUGACCCUGCUUUCAUAACUUAGUCUAGGUGAUCACAUCUGCUAUGUGCCAAGACAAAAUUUCACAGCAUCUCUAAUCUGGAAAAUCUCUCCCGGAAUUCCAAGGAAACCAUAAGUACAAAGCAAGCAUGUCAUGCCAGAAUAUUCAACAUGGACAUUAUUGUUACUACGGACACUUUAAAAUAUCAUUAUUCCACACAUUGUUUCAUCUGAGACUUGAGGCCAUCUAUACUCUCAGAAAAAAGGGUACUGAACUAUACUUGCCGUGUUGCUGGGGUGGUAGCCUUUUGAUAUCUUUUUUACCUUUAAUAUCUACCUUUCACCUGGAAAUAUGGAUAUAGUGAAGCUUUAAAAAUAUUGAAGGUACAUAAUUACCUGAGAUUAGAGAUUAAUUGAGAUUAGAGAGCACACCUUAUCCGUCUUUCUAGGUAAAAGAUACACACUAACAGUACAAAAGGUGUAUGCUUGACAAAGAACAACAACAGAGACAAGGAAGGGUACAGUUUAGUACCAUUAGGAAGGUGAUAUAAGCACAGAGGAUAUCUAAUAUUCCUUCUGUUCACCAGUCUGUGAAAGUUUGAAAAACGUUUUGGACAGAAACAUCACCUUGGUACAGACACACACACACAUCAUAGCUGAUUCACAAGAUUGAUUUUUCAUAGAUCAUAAGUAAGGAAUAACACACGACAGACCGCGCUGUUAUACAAAAAUAACGCACGUCUGGAGUGGUGUGAUGCAGCAUGACACGCAAGCUGAGUGCUGUUACAAACAACCCAACCCACCACGAUAAACUUCAAAAAGCUCUAGGACCGUACAACCACUUACAACCAAGACUCCUUCCGUAAAUGUUAAAUAAUCGUUUCCUAACAAAAAAACGUCACAUCAACAAUGAUAGGUUCUACUUUGUUAAACAGCAACACAUUUUUUAAAAUCUGUUCAUUAUUAAUGUUGGAUUAUCCCUGUGUAGGAGCUGUUACUAGUUAUAACACGAAUAACAUAUUAGAGCAAGUGCACUGAUAUUAACCUGCUGUUCAUGUUGCAACUCUCUCAUCUUCUCUCUUUUUCCAUCUCCUCAUUUUGACUAAAGCUGUUGUUCAUUGCUUUUGAAGCAAUCAUCGAGAACACUGCAGGCUUCGAUUUAGACAAUUGUGGAAUCUGAUUCCACAUAACUGCAUGAAAAACACUUAAGUGUUGACUGUUAACCAUUGAGUGAGUCGACUUUUUUAGUGGCCUCAACUUGAUCUUUUUUUUGGCAUUCAUUUUCACUAUGGAAAGUAGGCAUGUGCUGAUUGAUCACAAGUUAUAUGUGUAUAGUGGCUACUUUAUCCCAUUUUUUUGCCAAAAUUUUAACGCAACGUACAGUAUUUCCUUCUUCUGUAUACCAGGUAAUAUCAGACAUGUAAAACAGUUAAAUCAAUUAUCAUUAUAUGAAAAUGUGAUAUUGGCACAUGCCUGCUAGUAAGGCAGGUCAUUUCCAGCUGUACUGUCACAGCCCACUCUCCGGGCUUCCUACUAAUUUUGCUAUCUACAGAAAGAAAGAAAAAAGCAGCUUUCCUUUUCUUUCCCUUCCUCCUGUCUUGACACUUGCCUGUCUUCAAAUGCUAACAACCUUUUAACGGCAAGAAACUGAUGUCUGAAAGCAUCUUUCAGGUCCUCUUGUAUGGCUUGCUCAAGCCCUGAUGUAAAAUAAACUUAAAAAAAAAUAAAAAUAAAAAUAAAUGAUUAAAAAUCAUAAUAAUAAUUAUGGGGUGGGGAUUAUCUCACGCCUCAGAUGUGGAACAUAUACUUUAUACUAUAUUUGUAUUUUGCAAUAUUAUUAGUAAUAAGAAGAAUAAAAACACGUUUCUGAAAGGUUUCCAUCAUCUACUGUGGUCCAGAAAUCAAUGUGUCUGGAAAAAAAAAUAAUAAAGUCAAAGGAAAUAUUUUAUUCGUUUCCAUCAUUAUUUUGUUAAUAUAAAUACUGAAUCUAGUAGUUUAUGGUCUUAAUUAUAUUACUAUGUAAUAAGAUAAAUGUCCAUUUGUAUGCUGUGGUAUGCAAUAUAUAUAUAUAUAUAUUUUUUUUUUUUUUUGUCUCCUGGGAAACAUGUAAAUAUCUUAUGUAGCUUCUGAAGGGCAGCACUAAAUGAAAAAAAAAAAAGAUCUUUAAACAAAAUAAUUUACACCGAUCAUCCUGUUCAAAAGUUUACAUCCCCCGGCUCUUAAUGUAGUGUGUUGCCUUCUUGAGCAUCAGUGAAUGUUUGCACCUUUUGUAAUAGUUGUGUACGAGUCCCUCAGUUGCCCUGUGAAAAGAUGGAUCUCAACAUCAUAUAAUCGCUGCUGGAAAGGGGUCAAAUAUGCAGAAGAUGCGGGGAAAGCAAAUAAUGUGCAGGACCUGGAGGAAUUUUCUGAAGAGUUUAACUGCAAGGGACAAACAAUGGACUCAUGAACAACUAUCACAAAACAUACAAACAGUCGUUGAUCAUCCAGGUAACAGCGCACAGUAUUAAGAACCAAGCGUAUGUAAACUUCUGAAUUGGUUCAUUUGUGUAAAUUCAGUUAUUAUUGUGUCUUGUGGACUAUAUGUAAACAUCUGCUAUGUGAAAUAGCUUAUUCAGGGCAGUACUAAAUAAAAAAACAGAAUGCAAUUUU